Molecule: messenger RNA, 1313 nt
Organism: Plutella xylostella (diamondback moth)
Lineage: Eukaryota; Metazoa; Arthropoda; Insecta; Lepidoptera; Plutellidae
Product: prostaglandin reductase 1
Biological process (GO): prostaglandin metabolic process
Cellular component (GO): cytoplasm
Molecular function (GO): 2-alkenal reductase [NAD(P)H] activity; 15-oxoprostaglandin 13-reductase [NAD(P)+] activity
Source: RefSeq, a predicted model, not a curated record
GCUCUGUUUACUUCAUUCGUUCAUUGUCGUUGACAGCGAUAGCGGUGUAUUCUGUCUGGCUUGACUGUCUGCUGUUAUUUAAUUCAGUUCUACCGGUCCGCCUGAAGUUAACUCACGCUUCAAUUGUUAAGUUAGUGGAAUAGUGAUAACAUUUCUUACAUCAAGCAUCAAUCGGGUUCAACGUCCGACAUUCCUAAACAUGGUGAAGGCUCGCAAAUACGUUGUCAAGAACCACUUCAAGGGCGUCCCUAAACGCGAAGAUUACGAGCUAGUGGAGUAUGAAGUACCAGCGCUGAAGGACGGAGAAUGCCUGGUCAAGACCGAGUGGAUCAGUGUGGACCCGUACCAGCGUGCGUACAACCCCAAUGUCCCCACCCCUUACGACCAGUUUGGUUACCAAGUGGGAGUGGUGGUCGAGUCUAAGCACAAGAAGUACCCAGUCGGAGCCCGCGUGGUGUCACACAAGGGCUGGGCGGACUACACCGUCAUCAGUGAGAAGAAAACCAACCCACAAGACAGCGACUAUUUGCUCCCUGACCUAAAAGGACUGUCGAAUUCUGUGGGCAUCGGCGCAGUGGGUAUGCCUGGAGCGACCGCGUACUUUGGGCUGCUAGAGCUGUGCAAGCCCAAGGCUGGUGAGACGGUGGUGGUGACCGGCGCGGCUGGUGCCGUCGGGUCCAUCGUAGGUCAGAUCGCCAAGAUCAAGGGCUGCCGAGUCAUCGGCUUCGCUGGUUCUGAUGACAAGGUAGAAUGGCUGGAGAAGGAGCUCGGCUUCGAUAAAGCCAUCAACUACAAGAAGGCCGACAUCGCCAAGGCUCUUAAAGAGGCCGCGCCGAAAGGAGUCGACUGCUACUUCGACAACGUUGGAGGGGAGAUCAGCAGCGUCAUCAUCAGUCAGAUGAACCUAUUCGGGCGCUCCGCUGUCUGCGGUUCCAUCAGCAGCUACAAUGAAGACGCGAGUAAACAACCGAAAGCGACCAUCCUGCAGCCGUCGAUUGUUUUCAAACAGUUGAAGAUCGAGGGUUUCAUAGUGUCGCGGUGGCUGGCGCGCUGGCCCGAGGCGUUCGCCGAUCUGAUUGGCUGGAUCCACGAGGGGAAGCUGAAGACUCGCGAUCACGUCACGGAGGGGUUCGAGAAUGUGUUUGAUGCUUUCGUCGGCAUGUUGGCGGGAGAGAACACGGGGAAAGCCGUCGUCAAAGUGUAAAUACACCUUUAAUUAAUCUAUUUGUAUAUUGUUAACGCCACCUUCGUAAAUCUUUAAGAUAACUAAGGUACCUAUCUAUUAAAUUUAAUUUAAUAUAAAAUUGAAUUAA